AAAAAUCGCCCCCCCCCCAAAGAUCUGGAUCCGCUAGUGUGUAUAACCCUUGUUAACAAACACUGUUAGUGAACAUUUUUACCAAUUGUGUGAUCUAGUAGGAGGCAGCUGCAGAGCUCUUCAAAUUGAUAUUGAAUAUACAGCUUUACACCAUGACUCUGGUUGUCCUCGUGUCCUUGUGUGCAGUGUUGACUCUGUCUUACGCGAAUCCUCUUAACCAUCAUAAUUGUAAAAUUAAUGGAAAGACUUACAAGAACGGAGUAAUUAUUCGGGUUCCAGAAAUUUAUUGUAACACUUAUAAAUGUGUAGAUGGAUAUCCAAGCCUUUUGGAGAAAGGUUGUGACUGGGAAGGGGAAUGUAUUCCAGUCAAAGGGACAUUAGUUAAAAACUGUAAGACCUAUACUUGUUCUAAAUCUACGGAAGGCAGCAGCAUCUCAUUACUGGAAAUAGAUUGUGACUUUAAAAACAAAUGCACUCCAGUCAAUGGGACAUUAGUUGAGGACUGUAUCACCUAUACUUGUUUUUUGUAUGAGAACGGUGAUGAAAGAAUAGUCAAUAUGUCCUCCACUAAAAUAAUGUGUGAAGACAAAGAUGGCAUUUGUCGUAAUCCAGGAACUGAAUUUAAAUUAGUUGUAAACGAUAAACUUUCUGACAAUUGCACAUGUGAAAUUAAAGAGAACUCGAUUGAUUACAAGUGUAAUAAGGACAUCUGCCGAAGACGGAAAAAGCCUUCUGUUUAAGUACAAGAUCAUUAAAGCUUUGUCUCAUUCUGGAUAA
Biomphalaria glabrata is the source of this 777-nucleotide messenger RNA. RefSeq lists its product as uncharacterized. The transcript is spliced from 6 exons. Lineage: Eukaryota; Metazoa; Mollusca; Gastropoda; Planorbidae. Bases 153 to 740 code for a protein of 195 amino acids. The record is from RefSeq and is a predicted model, not a curated record.